GCCCCUUAAUAGGUGCGGACGUGUCGCGCCAUCUAGACGGCAAAUAACGUACUGGGAAACGCGCCCAACCAACCGGCCCAACCUCCCCGCGGCAGCAAGGCAGCCGCAGUCGGAUGAUCAUCAGAUCGGGAUGGCCGCAAGAAUAGUGCUCUGCAGGAUUUGUGCUCCCUUACUUGGAAGGAACCAGCAGCUUGCUGUGCGGAGUAUCGGUACGACAUCCAGCAGAAAUGCCCAGUUUUGCAAAUCGGCCGAUGAGGCCAUCAAGGAAAUAAAGAGCGGUUCCAAGCUGCUCGUUGGAGGAUUUGGUCUCUGUGGGAUCCCUGAAAAUUUGAUCGCUGCGCUCUCAAAGACAAGUGUGAAGGACCUUGUUGUCGUCAGUAAUAAUGCCGGUGUGGAUGGCUUUGGGCUUGGGAUACUCCUCAACACGCGACAGGUAAAACGGAUGAUCUCCUCGUAUGUUGGCGAAAAUGCAGAGUUUGAGCGGCAGUAUUUGUCAGGCGAGCUUGAAUUGGAAUUUGUGCCGCAGGGAACCCUGGCUGAGAGACUUCGUGCUGGUGGAGCGGGCAUACCGGCUUUCUUCACACCCACUGCAUAUGGCACACUGAUUCACAAGGGUGGAGCCCCAAUCAGAUAUGACUCUAAUGGCAAUAUUUCCAUCAAAAGCGAGCCGAGGCAGCACCAGGUAUUCAAUGGCAAGAACUAUAUCAUGGAACAUGCCAUCACGGGUGAUUUUGCUCUUGUUAAGGCGUGGAAAGCAGACAAGGCUGGAAAUAUAGUCUUUAGGAAAACAGCAUCGAAUUUCAAUCCAGUAAUGUGCAAGGCAGCAAAGUACACAAUAGUUGAAGUGGAAGAGAUUGUUGAGACUGGUGCCUUGCCUCCUGACCAUAUCCACAUUCCGAGUGUCUAUGUGGAUGCCAUCUACAAAGGAACAAGCUUUGAGAAGAGGAUUGAGAAAAGGAAGCUGAGGGAAAAAGCUGGUGCUGGUUCUAGUGGAAAAGAUGACCUGAGAAGCCGCAUUAUCCGAAGGGCAGCUCUAGAAUUCCAGGAUGGCAUGUAUGUCAACCUUGGCAUUGGGAUCCCUGUGCUUGCAAGCAACUACAUUCCCAAAGGAGUUCAUGUGGUGCUGCACAGUGAAAAUGGAAUUCUUGGAGUUGGUCCAUAUCCUACAGAGGAAGAGGUCGACCCUGACUUGAUUAAUGCAGGCAAGGAGACUGUCACCGCACUGCCUGGCGCUUCGUACUUUGGCAGUGACGAAUCGUUCGCUAUGAUCCGAGGAGGCCACAUUGACCUUACAAUGCUUGGUGCAAUGGAGGUGUCACAAUAUGGGGACCUCGCUAACUGGAUGAUUCCGGGCAAAAUGGUGAAAGGCAUGGGAGGCGCCAUGGACUUGGUUUCCAGCAAAGCAGCUGGCACUAAAAUUGUCGUCACCAUGGAACACGUGGCAAAAGGGGACAAGCCUAAGAUAAAGAAGGAGUGCACACUGCCGCUCACCGGAGAGCGCUGUGUUGACCUCAUCAUCACUGAAAAGUGUGUGUUUGAAGUGUGUGAAAAGAAAGGCCUCACACUGGUUGAGAUUGCAGAUGGCCUUAAGGUCGAUGACAUCACCAAUAGUACAGCCUGCCCAUUUGAGGUGUCACCAAACUUAAAGCCAAUGCAGCAAGUUGAGCUCUGAAGUUUACCUGUGACCUGAACUUAUUUUUACUUUGGAUACGAUACUUUUGUAUGUUACAGUAUGUUGAUCUUGUUGUGAACAUGGGAACAGCAGUGGCUAGGUGCGGUGAGUGUUGUGCACUCUGGUGUACAUUAUACGCAACUAUUUUGUAAUCUGGCGACAUGCAUUUUGUAAUUUCUUUAUAUUGCUCUUCUUUCACAGUUUUAUUUUUUGACACAAUUGUCGUUGACAUGAAAGAAAAGUAGCGAUAUUUUCGUAAUCGAAUGCCAUAUUUUGUGUUGCUUUUUAUGGUCUAUUGAUGUGUUCCUAGCUAUUAUUGUUGCGAACAAGUACAAAUGUAAAUUUUUUUCUGGUUUGUAAUGGUAUGCAUUUAUACCAGCAUUACUACCAUUAUAGUGAUCGCUUGUUAUGGUUAGGGUCCUUCGUUUUCUAGUAAAACCUGACAAUUCCCAAUUUUUGCACCCUGAAAAAUGAUGAAAUUAAUGAAAUGAUGAAUUGAUGAAAAUAGUGUUAAACUUUGUUUCACUCUGAAGUUUGCCCCUUUGUAAGCGUUACAAGAGGGGCAAACACGUGCAAAAUGCAGGUGUUACAAACUAACGCAUGCUGUCCACCUUUUGUGAGCAAGUGGUUAAGAUAUAUCGUACUACUAAUAAUAUUUAAUAUUAAUAUAUAAAUAUGGUAUUAUGCCUCAUUUUCAUUUAACACUCAACCAUAUAUAAAUAUAUGGUACAUUCAGCACAUGCUCGCCCUGAUAAAUACAUGUGUUUACACAAAUAUGACAGUAACACAUUUCAUCACGCAUCCUGCAUGCAUGCAUGUCUACAGCAGUUAUAUGGUAGGAAAGCAACUGAUGCAGUGUUGACAUUUCUGUGCAUUGUGAAUGGUUGCUUUGAUGUUGAGAGAAUGUUUACCCAAGCAGGUUACGCUCCUGGAGGGGUGGCUGAUUCAUUUAGCUUGUAUUACAAUAAUUUUGUUGCUAGAGCAUGCCGUAUUUUUGCACAUACAACCCACACCAAAAAUGUUUAAAAAUUUAACAGUAAAGUUGUAGUGCAGGUUACAUGCAAAUUUCACCUUGAGGUGUGGCUUUACAGUAGCUCUGCACAUGCUGCCAUGGAGUCAUGCCUCAAGGCAAGGUUCUCCAUCAUUCAGUUUUGUUACCUCCUAGAGAACCUCACCCCUCUCCCCACUCCUGCAUGGGGUGAGCAGCGAAGAACUGACCACGGGCCAAAGAUACGAUUUAGACGCAUUGUGAAUCCGCAAAUGGAGACUGUUCUUGCGAAAAUUUAAGUGCUGUUGUGUGCAGUUAUUUCCCGGGGCUAAAUGCACUAUCUUUUUUUUUUUCGGGUUGUUGGAACUAGAGGUGUGGGUUAUGGGCGGUGGUGGGUUAUAUGUAAGAAUGUGCUGUAUAUUGGGAACCAGUAAAAUGAUUGCAGCUAAUGAGGACAGUAAGUCCGAUAGGCUUAUGAUCGACACAACAAUGCUCUCAAUUUUUGUGAUAAUGUACGUCAACAAUGGCAUGUAAGAUAAGGAAAAUCAUCACACGUCCUUCAAAACAUGUUCCUGCACACUGCUUUCUGUACUUUUGUUGCUGUGUUAAAAAGUGCCGAGAACACUAUGAAGAACAGAUCACCAAACUCAUCUCUUUUUGUUGCUACUAUUAAUUUUUAAGUUUAUUAAGUUUAUUAUUAAAUUAAGUUUAUUAAUGAUACCUGGCAACAAGGAUUUGUAAAGAUGAGUUCAUUCCUGCGAGUGAUUUUGCUUGUCUAAAUAGAACCUUGUAGAACAUUGGAGAAUAUUGCUUGUCUUAUUUUGCUUGUAAAAGUUAAAAAAUAACCUAAACUUUUGGCUGCUGCGUGACAAAACCCUUGAUCUCGUCCCAAUAUUUUUCCAGACAAACACAUAGCCUGAUUUUCCUCCAUUUUUCUCCUUAAAAAUAACACCUAAUUUUCGACCCCCAAAUUUCAAAUAGUAUAAAAACUGAAGACAAAGGACCCUAGUUAUGUUAGCCUACUACAGCGUGAUACUUGUGCUGAUCUGAUAGUGUUGAAGCUAAACAAUUAAAUUAUGCUCUCUAGUCUCUCGCUUUUCAUUGGGUUUUGUUUUCUUUAGUUUGUGCCAAAAGAUACAUUAACAAAGUGUGUUGCCAACUAUUUCAUGUUUCUGAUGUAAAGCUGACUGCAUUUUAUGCCACUAAGUGAAACAUAGCAUAGCGCCCUGCUGUUAAGAAAGAAAGAUAAGUGAAUAAAAUGGUUUUUACGCAAUUAAUUUGGUUUUGUAGCAGCACCACAUAUUUGUGAACUGUCACUGCUUGGAUUGUGCAAACUGUAUUACAUUUUUGGGCUUCCAUGUUGAUAAAGGCUUGCCAUAAUAAAUUGAAAAUUAUGUUUGUUGAAGAGCUCUUGUCAGCAUAAUUAUGCUGGCUUUCCAAAAAUAAAAGUAAUGUCAUUCUUGA
Dermacentor albipictus is the source of this 4124-nucleotide messenger RNA. RefSeq names its product Succinyl-CoA:3-ketoacid CoA transferase (gene SCOT). Gene Ontology annotation, molecular function: succinyl-CoA:3-oxo-acid CoA-transferase activity. The record is from RefSeq and is a predicted model, not a curated record. Gene Ontology annotation, biological process: ketone body catabolic process. Lineage: Eukaryota; Metazoa; Arthropoda; Arachnida; Ixodida; Ixodidae. Gene Ontology annotation, cellular component: mitochondrion.